Equus caballus (horse) is the source of this 2597-nucleotide messenger RNA. Lineage: Eukaryota; Metazoa; Chordata; Mammalia; Perissodactyla; Equidae. The record is from RefSeq and is a predicted model, not a curated record.
AAAAAAUUGCACUUAAAAAUUAUUGGAAAAUUAGAUCAGUAAUAGAUUAUUUUAUUGGUGUCCUUAAGAACAUUUUACCUAUAUCAGUAUUCUUUCUGAAGAUUUUAUAAAGACCAUUAAUAAGGAACACAGUUUACAUUGUAACCCAGUACAUGCAAUAUACACACACACAUACGUGUAAAACAAAUAAAAUGGAACCAAGUGUUUUCUGACUAUACUUAUUACAAGAAAUGGUAUUUUGUUUUAUAUUUAAGUUUUAAUAAACACAGGUGGCAACUGUCACCCAUUGGUCUUGAAAUCAAGUCAUACUUGGCAGUUCAUAAGCCAGUGGUCCAACUAAAACUGAUCUGACCACACUUUUCCUAUACUGCCAGCUAGAUCUAGGGUCUUAUAUGUCAAAACAAAUCCUUGUAUGCUUGCAGUCUUUGACUUCCAGCUAUCUCAUGAUGGUCCUUCCAGGGGCCUGACUUUUGGCUCUGACAUCUCUGUUCUAAUCAGCAGUUCUAGGACUAGCAAUUCAAUCCUUCCCAGGGAUAUCAGACUCUAGGCCUGAGUCUCAGCUAUUUGCCCGGGACCCUGCUCGCUUCUCUAACUCUUUUAAAUCUCUUUCCCCAUUAGCUUGGAUUCAGCCAUGUUAUUCUCUUCUUGUUCCUGAUGUACAGCAAUGCAGAGACUUUGAAUAGUGUUUCAUGCCUGGUUUCAAAGCAUUGGACCAUUGCCUGUUUUUCUACUGAAAUACUUCCAACUGAUUGGAUAUUCUGAUAUGAACAGUGGCAUGAAUGAGUCAAACACUGUUGUGCCAGAUAAGACAUUGCAGCUAUGCAGACAGCUAUUGUGGCUGCAUUUGGUCUCCCUGAAGGGCCUUCCGUACUUCCAAUGUGUGUGGUGCUGCCUAAAUCUGGCCUAGUCUCAACUGUCUUGUUUCUGUGAUGAUAAGGUCCCAUCAUGACCUACUCUUGAGCACUGCCACGGAGUCUUGAUUCUCUGAUCCAGUGAAGAAUUUAGGAAAGGACCAGGACUUGGAUUAUAACAUGAUCUAAAAUGGUCUCUUAAAAUUCCCUUCCUACUUAGAAGGAUGAUAAAGGAUCCCUUGAAAACAUAAAGUAAAAGUUAAUUAUUUUUUCUGCUCCUUGAUGAAAUGAAAGUGAAAGUCUGCUGACUGAAAAGUAAACUAGAAAAAAGAAAAUCCUAGGCUUUCUACUAAAGGCAGAACUCUGUAUUUUUUAAAAUCCAUAUAACAUGUAAGCAUCCUUUUCAGAUAGCUUCAGUAGGAAGGUUGGGAUGGAAAUUUAGAAAAUCAAGUGUCUUAAAUGUUUACGAGAAUUGUUUUAAAUUAAAUACAUUUGUUCUUCCAAUGAGAUCUUCACCUUCAGGAUGUGGUGCUUCAUCAUAGUUAAUCAUAGUCAACUUUUGAUUGCUCUAUUUAUGCUGAUAUGUGGACAGGAAUAAACAUUAAUGGGCACAGAAAACCAAACCUGUUUUACUGAAUUCAUCUUGCUGGGGCUUUCCUCAGAUCAGCAGACCCAGAUCCUGCUAUUUGUGGUAUUUCUCACCUUCUACCUACUGACUCUGUUUGGGAAUCUGCUCAUCAUAGUGCUAAUUCAUGUUGACUCUCGACUUCAUACACCAAUGUACUUUUUCCUUAAAAACUUGUCAUUUACUGAUCUCUGUUUCUCUACAACGAUCAUCCCCCAGAUGCUAUUCCAUUUGCUAGUAACAAGAAAGACCAUUUCUUUUGCCAGGUGCUCCAUUCAGAUGAUUGUGUUCCUAGUAGCUGGGUGUACAGAGAGUUCCCUCCUAGCAGUGAUGUCCUAUGACCGCUAUGUGGCUGUCUGCAAGCCCCUUCACUACUCCACCUUCAUGACCCACAGGAUUUGUGUCCACCUGGCCAUAGGAUCUUGGGCCAGUGGAGCAUUUGUGUCUCUAGUAGACACGACAUUUACUUUAUGUCUUUCAUACCACAGACAGAAUGUAAUUAAUCAUUAUUUUUGUGAACCUCCUGCACUCCUGAAGUUGGCUUCAGAAGAAACCUACAAAGCUGAGAUGGCCAUCUCUUCAAUGGGUGUGCUAAUUCUCCUUGGUCCUCUCUCCUUCAUCCUUUUCUCCUACUGGAACAUUAUCUCCACUGUGGUUCGGAUACAGUCAGGUAAGAGGAGGCUCAAGAUCUUUUCUACCUGUGGUUCUCAUCUCAUUGUUGUUGUCUUCUUCUAUGGCUCAACAAUAUUUACCUACAUGCGUCCAAAUUCCAAGAAAAUGAAUGAGAGGGAUAAGGUGGUCUCUGUAUUCUACUCAGUCAUAACGUCCAUGAUGAACCCAUUCAUUUACAGCCUGAGGAACAAGGAUGUGAAGGAGGCAUUUAGGAAAGUAUUUGGAAGGUAGAGCCUCUCAGUGGCAAUGAGAUUUAUGUUGAUAUGCAGUCGUGGGGAUGAAAAAUUCCAAAGUGGUUCAACAUCUUUAACAGCUUUAUCUCUGAACUAUUUCUAGCCCAAUAUAUCAGUAAGAGUCAUACAGUACCCUUGUACAUCUAGGAUGUUUUCAAAUUUGUCUACUGUGUCUUGUUCAAUCUUAUUCUCUGUGGUUGCAGCUUGCUUGCCUCA